Molecule: messenger RNA, 1750 nt
Organism: Oncorhynchus nerka (sockeye salmon)
Lineage: Eukaryota; Metazoa; Chordata; Actinopteri; Salmoniformes; Salmonidae
Product: zinc finger protein OZF-like
Exons: 2
Coding region: 13-1632 (539 amino acids)
Biological process (GO): regulation of DNA-templated transcription
Molecular function (GO): RNA polymerase II cis-regulatory region sequence-specific DNA binding; DNA-binding transcription factor activity, RNA polymerase II-specific
Source: RefSeq, a predicted model, not a curated record
AACAUCCCAACCAUGAGCUCAGUAAACGACUCCUCACCUUCUGAAGAGGAGGUCUGCUGGACGGAGAAAGAAACUCUGGGGCUGAACAUUGUCGUGAAAGAGGAGAAGGAAGAGGAGGAUGUCACAGUAAAACAAGAAACAGAGGUUGAGGCUGUUACAGUGAAGGAAGAAGAGAACGACGUUAAAUUGACAGAAGAUGAAGACGCGUUCAGAGUGAAAGAGGAGGAGGAUGUUACAGUAAAAGAAGAGGAAGAGAAAGAGGGGGAGAUGACUGCCACAGUGAAAGAAGAGGAAGACGUUUUUGGAAUGAAGGAAUUGGGGGAGAUUACUGUCACAUUGGAAGAAGAAGAAGAGGAGACAGGAGAUCUGAUAAACAACAGAGAGAGACCAGACUGUCACUCUGACAGCAGUAAGAGUCCUUCACAGGAACCAGACCCAGAGACUCCCAAACCAGUGAGACGACACGACUGCUCCAAGUGUAAUAAGAGUUUCAAGUUGUCAUUGAACCUAAAAAAGCAUGAGAGAAAACACACAGGAGGAAAACCUUUCCACUGCUCCCAGUGUGGAAAGAGAUUUUCACGAUCACAGAACCUAAAAAAACAUAGUAGAAUACACACAGGAGAAAAGCCUUACCACUGUUCCCAUUGUGGAAAGAAUUUUAGGUUGUUGGAUAAGCUGAAGGAGCAUGAGAGGACGCACACAGGGGAGAAACCUUACCCUUGCUCCGUGUGUGGAAAAAGUUUUGCCCAGUUAGCUUACCAAAAAGAGCAUGAAAGGAAACACACCGAAGAAAAGCCUUUCCAAUGUUCCCAGUGUGGAAAGAGAUUUUCCCGAUCACAGAACCUAAAAAUGCAUCAAAGGACACACACAAGGGAGAAAACGUAUCUCUGUUCCCAGUGUGGAAAGUGUUUUACUCAUUUAUGGAGCCUGAACAAACAUAAUAGAACGCACACAGGAGAAAAACCUUACCACUGUUCCCAUUGUGGACAGAGUUUUAGGUUGUUAGGUAACCUAAAAGAGCAUGAAAGGAAACACACAGGAGAAAAGCCUUUCCAAUGUUCCCAUUGUGGAAAGAGAUUUACACGAGCACAGCAACUAAAAUCACACGAAAGGACACACACAGGGGAGAAACCAUACCACUGCUCCCAGUGUGAAAAAAGUUUUACGCAGUUAGCGAGCCUGAACACUCAUAAGAGGAUACACACAGGAGAAACGCCUUACCCCUGUGCCCUAUGUGAAAAGAGAUUUUCACGACCACAGGAACUAAAAUCACACGAGAGAACACACACAGGGGAGAAACCAUACCACUGCUCCCAGUGUAAAAAGAGUUUUUCACUGUUAGGGAGCCUGAACAAACAUAAUAGAAUACACACCGGAGAAAAGCCUUACCACUGUGCCCAUUGCGGAAAGACAUUUUCACGAUCACAGGACCUAAAAUCACAUGAGAGGACACACACAGGAGAAAAGCCUUACCCAUGUCCCCAUUGUGGAAAGAGAUUUUCACGAUCACAGGAACUAAAAUCACAUGAGAGGACACACACCGGGGAGAAACCUUAUCAUUGCUCCCUGUGUGGAAAGGAUUUUUCCCAUUUAGGGAGCCUGAACAAACAUAAGAAGACAAUGCACUCUUGAGUGAAGCCUUACCCAUGUUCCCAUUCCCAGGCUGUGUUCUGAUGAGUCACUGUGUUCUGAUGAGUCACAGUGUUCUGAUGAGUCACAGUGUUCUGAUGAGUCACAGUGUUCUGAUGAG